Messenger RNA from Canariomyces notabilis, 739 nucleotides. RefSeq names its product NTPase-like protein. Gene Ontology annotation, molecular function: ribonucleoside triphosphate phosphatase activity. Gene Ontology annotation, biological process: thiamine metabolic process. The record is from RefSeq and is a predicted model, not a curated record. Lineage: Eukaryota; Fungi; Ascomycota; Sordariomycetes; Sordariales; Chaetomiaceae. The coding region runs from base 146 to 739 and encodes 197 amino acids. The transcript has a single exon.
CAUUGACCAGACGUGAUCAGUUUGCAGCCUCACCACAGUGAUCAAUAUUCCAACUUCCAUCUUAGCGAUCAGCCUGCGAGCACCAUUGCCACCAGACUCAGAUUCCAAUCUCAUUCCCGAGUAAGGUACUUGUACCAACUACACCAUGGCCUCUCAACAACACAACCCCCCCACAACCACGCCCUCACAAACCCAAACCCAAACAAUAAUCACCGCCUCCCUCAACCCCGUCAAAAUCUCCGCCGCCCAACAAGGCUUCACCCGCAUGUUCCCCAACAGCAACACCGUUCACACCUCCCGAGGCGUCUCCGUCCCAUCAGGUGUGCCCGACCAGCCCAUCUCAGACGCAACCACGUUACUUGGCGCGCAGAACCGGGCGGCCAACGCGCGGGCGCUGGAACCGGACGCGGACUACUGGGUCGGCAUCGAGGGCGGGAUAGACGAGGACGAGACGGGCUUGCUGCGCAAUUUCGCCUGGGUGGUGGUUAUCGCUAAGGAUGGGAGGAUUGGUAAGGCCAGGACGGCGACGUAUUAUCUGCCGAAGGAGACGGCCGAGUUGGUGAGGGGGGGCAUGGAGUUGGGCAAGGCGGAUGAGGUUGUUUUUGGGGGGAGGAAUUCCAAGCAGAAGAAUGGGAGUGUGGGGUUGUUGACGGGGGAUGUGAUUGAUCGGAGGGGGUAUUAUGUUGAGGCGGUGGUGUUGGCGUUGAUUCCGUUCAAAAAUCCGGGGUUGACAUUCUAG